This is a messenger RNA of Oxyura jamaicensis (ruddy duck), 3186 nucleotides long. RefSeq lists its product as uncharacterized. Gene Ontology annotation, biological process: mRNA 3'-end processing by stem-loop binding and cleavage; mRNA transport. The coding region runs from base 16 to 1161 and encodes 381 amino acids. Gene Ontology annotation, molecular function: mRNA binding; histone pre-mRNA stem-loop binding. NCBI's taxonomy places the organism in Eukaryota, Metazoa, Chordata, Aves, Anseriformes, Anatidae. The transcript is spliced from 12 exons. The record is from RefSeq and is a predicted model, not a curated record. Gene Ontology annotation, cellular component: histone pre-mRNA 3'end processing complex; cytoplasm.
GGGCUCGCCUCAGCCAUGUCGGGCGGGCGGCGGGGGCUGCCGCGCCUUGCUGGCGGCGGGGGGGCCGGCGGGCUGCACAGUUAUAUGCAGGAUCCGGACUACUGGCAACAAGAACAGAAAUGUAGAAGCUGGAAUGAUUCAGAUUCUUUGGGGAUUGAUGGAUAUCAAUGUAGUCAUUUAGACCACUGGCUGGAGAGCUCUGUGACAGCAGAAGAUUCUCAGCCUCUUUAUAAUUGCCCUGACUGGGAAGGUGGAAUUGGAGAAGGCAAAACAAUGAGAAUAUCGGCUAGGAAAAUGACAAAUUCUGUUUCAAAUGAUUCUGCUAAUCCAUCUGAAAGGGAAACAGAUGAAGUGGUUCUGAGGAGAAGACAAAAACAGAUCAAUUUUGGAAAGAACACACUUGCAUAUGACAGAUAUAUUAAAGAAGUUCCCAAGAAUCAACGAAUACCGGGAGUGCAUCCUAGAACACCCAACAAAUUUAAGAAGUACAGCCGUAGAUCCUGGGACCAGCAGAUCAGGCUGUGGAAGAUAGCGCUGCACGCGUGGGAUCCUCCUGCUGAAGAGACCUGGGAUCUGCAGCCAGUUAAUACAGAACCCUCAGGCAGCUCUCAGGAAUGGUUUUGUGGAGAUCAUGAUGAUUCUGUUUUCCCUAUACUUGAAGAAAAGCUGAAGAGAAAUGAGUGUGGAAACCAACACAGACAGACAGACUAUGCACCAGAGAGUUCCUGCUCUCCUGAUUGUUCUCCAGUAUGGAAACGCAGAAAACGAAACAAUCCUGACCCUUCUGUGGUUUCAAAGGGCAAAAGCCAUUAUAUGCAUAUGUACCAUGCGCUGGAAAGUUUUACUGAAUCGGGACAUCAGAAGGCUUUUUCAAAUUGUUCAGAGUGGGAGACCUUAGGCGACAACGAUGAAGUAAUGACAGUACAACAUGGUAUAGAAAUAACAAGUGACCUGAUUCCAGCGAGUUGUUCUUCGGGAUGGAACAAUCAGAAACAGAAAAACACAAGUAUCUUUCUGCCUGACAGCAAACCUUUCAGAGAUUCAGACUGCAGGCUGGAGAGGCUUAAGCUUUGUAGCAGUUUAGUGGAAGGACAUCAGUCAGAAUACUCCGAAAAGGGAUGGGGAAGCACUGAAGAGAGAAUAAUAACAAAAAGAAUUUAAAUACCAAGUCUGUCUUUGUAUAUAGAACUAUCAAAGAAGGACUUUCCUCCUGUGACAGAAUUAUUUGAAGAAUGAUACAGCACGAGAUCAGCAGAUCAAGACUUGGAAGACCGGUAAAGUCUUAAAUUCUGCACUGAAAGAAGAGAUUUACAGUCAGCUUACGUACAAUCAGCACAAGGUGAAAUGAGCAGGUUUCGCCAGAUCUUUAAGGAUAGAUUGUCUUCUGCGAGCUCUGCCUCAAGUGUAAAACCUCAAAUUUCAUUAAGCUUUGCUAAGAUGAUGAUGGAUGUUCCUUAAAGUUCGUGAGACUGUUUCUUUUCUACCUGCACUGACAGAUGACUUGCAUCAUCCUGUAAAGGCUACUUCAGUUGAUGGCUCUUGCUGUUGCUAUUUGGAAACCAUGCUGCUUAAAGUGAACUGAUGUUUUGCUGGUGAAUUGGUCCAGUAUCGAGUCAGAGUGAAGAAUGUUUCCUGUUAAGGAAAGGACUUAAACCCUGUUUCUUCUACUGGUCCAGAAUUGUAUAUGCAACAUGGAGAACUGCUUCAAAAGAUAAUUCCAGCCUUUCUUCAGUUGCCAAAAACAGACUGCUUUUAACUUUUGGUGAUCAUCUUUUCAGAUUAUUUUCCAUUCUCUGAGAUAAAACAUGUUAAGCUAGCAUCUGCCUAAGUGAGAGGAGAGAAAGGGAAAGGUAGAUGGUUUAUUAUAAUCAACCCUGCCUCUUUGAGGGGAUGAGUGACUGUCUGAACAGCAACACAGGCUGAAUACCUGGAUUUCAUUUUCAUGUGUGUUGCAGCAUGUCCUGAAAAAACAAUCUUACUGCUGAAAGUAUUUGAGGUCAGUGGUAUUGUUGUUACAGGAAAUGGAGGAGAGCAGCAGUAUUUGCAGGUUUGGAGCCGCUCUUGGACAUGGGGUGUCCUGGCUAAACUCCACGAUGGUGUUGACUCUGCCUUGCUCUACCUUUUAUCGCUGUGCUGAAAACGUCAAAAGUGAGGGCUGUGGCUCCAGUGGAGUUCAGACCAAAACUAUGUUUCAAUUGGAAGAUUUUUUUUUAAUAGACCUUGUGACUUCUUAUGUACAAUGUAUUGAGGUACAAGUGUCUGUUAGAGCUGGGAAUUGUCUCUUUGCAGUAGUUCAGCUCUGCCAUUGCAGCUCUUGAUAAGGCCGCUGCAAUAACUGUGGCCUAGGGCUGGUGCACGGUAGCUUUGCUGUGGGGUUCGCAAUGUACCCACCAGCCAGAAGCCAGCUGUUCUGAAGCAGAAGUUCCUGCUUCCUCAGGAACUACUUCCAGUCCCUUCCAAAACAAUAUUUCCAAUUGUUGCUAAGAUCAUUUCCAGGCAAGUUUUUGCAGAAUUUCUGUGCUUGUUUGGGAUUUUCAGACACCUUUCUGAUCUGUCCAGUGCAACAGGAAAACCUGACUGCAAACAGCAUUAUUGCAGCGGACUGGAGCAUUAGCCUGCCUUUGCCGAAGCCUGCCACAUGCACAGAAAUUUGCUACAGUGGUUUUUUAUCAUGAGUUUGACAGUUUCCAAGAAGAACAAACUUUGAUUAUGUAGGGGAAUGUGUGCUGCUGCUUUAACAGGAGUAUGUUAGGACUGGUCACAGCUACUGCUCAGUGGUAGGAAUGUCCUUCUGGCUGUGUGCUCUGUUCCCAAACACAGGAAGAGGCUGAGGCCUCUGCUACCUAAAAAAAAAAUAAUUAACCUCUCACCAUCCUGGGGUGGAGGGAAGCUGCCUGUGGGUUGGUGAGUUUUGUCCUGUGCAAUUCCUGUGGCUGUUGGGAUUCAUCCGUCUGUGCCUAGGCACAGGGUUCGGUAGUAUCCCAGCACAAGGUGGCUCAGUCACAUACCACAGAGCAUGGGGUGUGUAUACGGGGUUCAGAUCUGUACAGCACCUUUUAAAGUAGUAAUUACAGCACUGUUGUUCCAGUGUGCAUGCUUCCACGUGCUUCAUGAUUGUAAAUAUGAGAAUGUUAUGUUUUUGGCAUAUUGUCUUUAUGCAGAAUAAGUAAAGACUUUAAAAAUCAC